AUGUCUCUAGAAGGUGCUAUGGAAGAAGAGAGGAGGCUUAUAGCCCAAAUCUUGGAAAGACAACAAUUAAAUGCAAUGACUACCGACAGGGAUGGCCGUCGUGAUCGAACAUUGUCCCGAUCAACCACUCGUGGUCUCAGUAGAUCUCUGAGUAGAUCUUCAAGUUGGGAUCCUGACGAGCAUUUUAUGAUAACUUCACAGGAUCCUUCUCUUCGAUUGAUGCCUGACUAUGGAAAAAGUGACAGCGAAAAGGGUGAUUAUGACAAUGAAGCCGUUCCCGGGGCGGAUACUCAUUAUGGAGGAGACGAGACAAGUGAGGAGGAGCAAAUAAGUGACACUGAUAACGAAUUCUCAUAUGAUGAUGAUGGAAGUGUGCUACCAAAUUAUUCUACUUACACUGCGUUGGCUGCUGCAUCGCCACCAAGUUCUCCCGGUAUGAAGCAUGUCUCUUUACAGAGAAACAGCAGUAGCAGAGAUGGAAGCAGCGAUAAUAUCAGAGGAAGCAGACCAUCUUCUUCUAUAUCUCCUGUUCGUACAUCCUCGAACAGAGGGACGUCAUCACUUUAUUCAACUACAUUUGGACCAAGAAUACAUACGAAGGAUGAAGAAAUAGUUCAUAUUCAUAAUAGAAAGCUGAUCAAGGAUGCUAUUCAGGCCGAAAAAUUGGACGAGAUGUUGGCAGCGGAAAGAGCUGCGGCAAAUGCUAGAGCUAUUGGUAGGGAUGUGUCUACUGAUUUUAUGAAACAAGUGGAAGAAACGGCGGUAGAGGCUGGCACUCAAAUUCACGUUGAUCCUGAGAACUUCUACAAGAACAACCCCAAGAGAAAGGAGAAACUACAAGAGUAUGCUAAAUAUAAAAAGAAACUUACCUCGUCUCCUGAUCCAACUGACGGAUUUGUCAUUCCAUAUACAAAUGACAUUGAGGAGAAGAUAGAUUCAGAGUUGGCUAGAGUCUUGAACGAGAACAUCAAGAUUUCGGCCAUAGAGACUAACUCGGAAACUCAAAGAUCUGUUAGGACUAUAACUAGAGGAAAUUUUUUUGAGAUCUUGAUAGGGUCAGGGCUAAAGCAUCCUAAAAGUUUCAUUAUAUGUCUGGAUUUCUCCGAAGAAAGCAAAAACGCUCUUGAGUGGUGUAUAGGAACGGUUCUUGUGGACGGAUCAGUUCUCUAUGUGCUGAAUGUUAUUGAGGAUGAUGAGUAUUCUUCGAUGCAACUCAAUGGUAUUCAACCAAGGGGAAAGAGAAACAGCACGGCAAAUAGAAGCAAUUCAGUAAAAGGAAGAAAGAAGCUUUCGCAAAAAUCCAGAGAUAGAUUGAGAGAAGAGAACGUCGAGCGAAUCACAAAGGACAUACUGUCACUUCUCAAAUUGACAAAAUUACAGGUUCAUGUGGUGAUUCAAUCGUCGCAUCAUCCAAUCCCUCGGCAUUUUAUAUUGUGCGUGAUUAAACAUAUAUCCCCUACCUUGAUUGUGGUAGGAUCAAAGGGAGCCUCUGCCAUGAAAGGUGUUCUUUUAGGUUCACUAUCCAACUAUCUCGUGAGAAAAAGUACAGCGCCGGUAAUGGUGGUGAAACAUAAGCUAAAGAAACUAACAAAGAAAGGCAAGCAGUUCAACAAUAAUGUUGGUACUCUUCACAGUUUGGCAGAAGCAAGAGUUGAUUGA
This is a messenger RNA of Brettanomyces nanus, 1659 nucleotides long. RefSeq lists its product as uncharacterized. Lineage: Eukaryota; Fungi; Ascomycota; Pichiomycetes; Pichiales; Pichiaceae. Bases 1 to 1659 code for a protein of 552 amino acids. The record is from RefSeq and is a predicted model, not a curated record. The transcript has a single exon.